CCAACGAAAUGGGCGGCGAAGUAGAAACGAGGAAAUCACUGAUACACACUGCAGGGUUUAUUCAGCGUAGACGUAUGUAAGUUAGAAAGAAAGAGCUGAGUACUUCAACUAACCGCGUGUUAGUCGGUAGAAAUGAGCGAUAGCACAGUGUCCUGCAUACUUUGUCAGCGGUCCGAAGAGACGAAGACAACCGGAACGUUGUCGACUAAAGAUGAAGUCACGGCGCACCAGAACUGCCUGUUAUUUUCUUCUGGGAUUUUUUGCCGGGAUUCACCAGAGUUCGACGACCUGUUUGGCUUCUCGGUGGAGGAUGUGCUGAAGGAGGUGAAACGAGGAAGCAAACUGACUUGUAACCACUGCAAGAGAAAGGGAGCCACUGCUGGGUGUGAAGUCAAACGCUGCCAGAAGUCCUACCAUUACCCAUGUGCUGUUAAAGAGGGAGCCAAGGCUAUUGAGGAUGAAGUCAAUGGGAGCUAUGUGAUAUACUGCUCACCCCACUAUGAGCGGCAAAUACAAGCACAGGAGUCCAUAAAUAGAAUCGCUUCUUCCACCAAAAAGCCCAGGACCUCCAAAACCCUCAAAAACUCCAGUGAACCUGGACCAUCUAAGGAGGUAUUUUGCCUAGCUUGUGAGCAGAGAGAAGGAAAUGUCAGCUUGGAAAGUUUGUCUAAUAGCAUUAUGUUAUAUUGUGACAAACAUGUUCCUGCGUCACAUAAGAAGAACGGCAAUGGAGCCGGACCCUCUGCACACAACAGUGACUCCAGCUCAUCCAACAGUACCACGCGUACCUCUAGCAAGAGAUGGUUGGGUGACUGUGACAAGCAGGAGGAGACCCGCUAUAAACAUAAACCUGAAGGCUGGAAGAAGAGAAUCUCUGAUUCUUCAAAUUCAGUUGACAAUGACAAUGAAGACAACAUGCCAAUGGAUAUAUGUGCCCCGUUAGAGUCUGAUAUAGAUGAAAGUGCUAAUUCAGUUCCAGAACUCAAAACUGUGCCUGAAGUUAUCAGAAGAGACAUUGAGAACCCCGCUGGGUCUCCGUCAGGAAAUCAUGUGGAGGAUGAAAAUGAUAAAGACACAAUCAUAGACUCUGAUGCUGAGUCAGAGAGUCUGCUGCUUCCUGUGGAGAUCUGUGUACUGCCUGAGCCACUUACAUUGUCAACUGCUGAACUCUCCCCUCAGACUGAAUCCGCUCCACAAGAAGAUUUUUUAGUUAAGGCCGAUAUAGAGCCGGUCAAGAAAAUGCACAAGGGGUCCAGGCCUGAGCAAAAAGCUGUCCAAAGCCCUGGUCAACACACCAGUGCACCCUCUGUUCCACGGCCAAGCUCCGCUGACCUCCUUCCUUCUUUUGGCCAGUCCAAAUCACCUCCCUGCACCAGCCCGGCCAUUUUCCCGGCUCCGCCUGAACCCGUUUGUGUAUCCAUUAGGUCCUCUUCCUCUCCUGUGGCGCUUCCCUCAGUUUCAGAGCCUAAAAUCGACUCCACCACCUUCUGGAAAAGCUGUAAUGUAGCGGGAUGUACACAGGCCAUCUUCACUGACUUCAUUAAUAGCAUGAAUGAUAUCUCCAACAAAAUCCAGUCAGAUCAGGCCAGCCAAGAGGAAUAUGAUCUUGCACUAUCGGUGAUGGCAGCUUCUGGAAAAUUGGCAGAGUUUGUGGCUAAGCAGCAGGAAGAGCUACAGAAGAAACAAACGGACCUGCAGAAGGCGGCAGCAGCAAUGAAAGAGGUCGUCUCCGCACUGAGAAAAUGAGUUGAUGAGCAGCUAUCGUAAGAAUGUGACCGCCAGCUUUUAAAGAAGGUUUUUUUUUUUUUGUCUUUUUGAACUUGCAAAUUUUUAAAUUUUUUUAACAUUUUAUCAAAACGGUAUAUUUAUAUUUUUAUAUUGGGUAUGCCUUAAGACUAUGACAGUGUGAUUAUGAAAGUAAAAAAAGAACUGAAAUCUGGCAGGAAGUCCAUGAAAAGCUUUGCUCUCAGAUUUGUAUUCAGGCUUGUUAUCUUUUGCCUAUAUUUUCAUAGUUUUCUAUAAAUCUUUGUAAUUGACAAUGUCCCACAAACAUCUUGAAAUGAAAACACUCAAGUUUUCCCUAUAGUGUUUAUGGAAUUUCUUUAUCGAGAAAGGUCACAAGAAAAACAAAGAGGAUGUUUUUUAAUGUUUGAGAAAUGUAAUGUUGGAAUAAUGAUGGUAAUUUGUGUAAAAGUGUAAAGUGU
Archocentrus centrarchus (flier cichlid) is the source of this 2204-nucleotide messenger RNA. It is a transcript of the gene phf11, whose product is annotated as PHD finger protein 11. The record is from RefSeq and is a predicted model, not a curated record. Lineage: Eukaryota; Metazoa; Chordata; Actinopteri; Cichliformes; Cichlidae. The transcript is spliced from 18 exons. Gene Ontology annotation, cellular component: nucleus. The coding region runs from base 133 to 1746 and encodes 537 amino acids.